Molecule: messenger RNA, 2680 nt
Organism: Ficedula albicollis (Collared flycatcher)
Lineage: Eukaryota; Metazoa; Chordata; Aves; Passeriformes; Muscicapidae
Gene: RIN2
Product: Ras and Rab interactor 2
Exons: 14
Coding region: 647-2185 (512 amino acids)
Biological process (GO): vesicle-mediated transport; signal transduction
Cellular component (GO): endocytic vesicle; cytosol
Molecular function (GO): guanyl-nucleotide exchange factor activity; small GTPase binding
Source: RefSeq, a predicted model, not a curated record
UCCCAAAGUGUAACUCUCAAGCCUUAUUAAAGCGCGUCAAUUUCCACCCGAAUUGGACCAAUUUACCGGAUUUGUCCAAGGUGGACGGGCCACCUUUACUUAACCCGGAAAAGGAACAUAUAUUAUUUAUAUGUGUUCGAAAAAUAAGGAACGUCUUUAUGUGCCUUUGCCAGCCCAGCUGAGUCGACGAGGAGUGAGCAGAACAGAAUUUCCACCAGGUAUUUGCAUGACAGCAGAAAGCCCGGGGGUGACAGGACCGUGCUGCCGGAGCCCUUUCUCCCUCAGAGGAUAGCUUGGGGUGACAGGAUCACUGAGAGACUCCGCAUUAGGAGGAGAAAAAGGAUCAGCCGACACAAGUGGAUGAUGAAUUUUGAGCACAUGCCAAGAUGUGUCUUUAAAUAUAUUUGAGAGCGAAUGUGUGGAAAGCAAGGGGAGCAUUGGCUUGGUUCAGGUGCCCGCCCAGGUGCUCAGUGCAAAAGCCAGAUGCUGUGGCACGGGGGUUUCUCCCGUGUGGAGUAGUGGAUGGAAUUCCCAGCUGCUGCCUUCCUUCCAGCCCAGCCUGUGUGCCUGAACCAGUGAGGCAAAGUGCUGCUGUGUUCUCCAGCUUUGUGCUGGUUCUGAGAUCAGUGGAGUCUUCUCAGGGAAGAUGUCUGUGACAAUGAAAACCCGUUGUGUGGACAAAAGAGGAAGUUUCUUUAAGCUCAUUGACACAAUUGCCUCAGAAAUUGGAGAACUGAAACAGGAGAUGGUACAGACAGAUCUCACAGUGGAAGAUGAAGCUCCUGAUUGGCAGAGUCUAAUAAAGAAUAUGGGUAAUGUCUCUCCUGAGAAAAAUGAUGUGAAAAGCUGCCCCCGGGACUCUGGGUAUGACAGCCUAUCCAACAAGCUGAGCAUAUUGGACAAGCUCCUCCAUACUCACCCUGUGUGGCUGCAACUUGGUCUGAAUGAUGCUGAAGCCAUGGAAAUUUUGCAGACACAGCCUCCUGGGAUAUUUCUGGUUAGGAAAUCUGCAAGGCUGCAGAAGAAAGUAAUCUCUCUGCGUCUGUCCAGUGACUGUGGGUCCUGCCUGAAAGAAUUUGCCAUAAAAGAAAGUACAUACACGUUUUCCUUGGAGGGGUCUGGAAUAAGUUUUGCUGAUUUGUUCAGACUCAUAGCUUUCUACUGUAUUAGCAGGGAUGUCCUUCCAUUCACACUGAAGUUGCCUCAUGCAAUUGCUGCAGCAAAGACAGAAGCUGAACUUGAAGAGAUUGCUCAGCUUGGACUGAAUGUCGUGCUGGAGAAGGCCAUGCAUAAGUGCAUUCUGAAGCCGUUGAAGGGUCACAUUGAAGCCAUGUUGAAAGAGUUUCACACCACGGAUGGUUCCUGGAAGCAGCUGAAGGAAAACCUGCAGCUGGUGCGGCAGAGGAAUCCUCAGGAGCUGGGCGUGUUUGUUCCCACACCAGACUUUGUGGACGUGGAAAAGAUUAAAGUCAAGUUCAUGACUAUGCAGAAGAUGUAUUCACCUGAGAAGAAAGUCAUGCUGCUGCUGAGAGUUUGCAAAUUGAUUUACACUGUUAUGGAGAACAACUCAGGGAGGCUGUAUGGAGCUGAUGACUUCUUGCCUGUGUUGACAUACGUGCUGGCCCAGUGUGAUAUGCUGGAGCUGGACACUGAAAUCGAAUACAUGAUGGAGUUGCUGGAUCCAUCCUUGCUGCAUGGAGAAGGAGGCUACUACUUGACAAGUGCUUAUGGAGCACUGUCACUGAUCAAGAACUUCCAGGAAGAACAAGCUGCCCAGCUGCUCAGCUCCGAGGCCAGAGAUACUCUCCGGCAGUGGCACAAGAGGAGGACAACGAACAGGACAAUACCUUCAGUCGAUGAUUUUCAGAACUACCUUCGCGUUGCAUUCCAGGAAGUUACCAGUGGCUGUACGGGAAAGACUUUGCUAGUAAGGCCUUAUAUCACUACCGAAGACGUAUGUCAGCUUUGUGCUGAGAAGUUUAAGGUGGCCAAUCCAGAAGAAUACAGGCUGUUUCUUUUUGUUGAUGACACCUGGCAACAACUGACAGAGGAUACAUACCCUCAGAAGAUCAAGGCGGAGCUGCACAGCCGUCCGCAGCCCCAGGUCUUUCACUUUGUCUACAAGCGCCUGAACAGUGACCCAUAUGGGGCCAUCCUCCAGAACAGCAACGACUCGGCCGCUUAAAAAACCAGCAACCUGUCACCGUUAUGUCUGUUCCUUGGCCACUGUUACAAACACCCUUGUUGGCUGCCUUCCUUAGGAGCUAAAACAGGUCUUAAACCUUAAGUGCCUGGUAAAACACGUGCUGUGCUGACGUUUCUGACAUCGCUUACAGGACCCAGGCACGCUGCGCACGUGGCCAGUGAUGCAGAAUAUUCCACCAGCGUGUCUGAGGAGACAGCCCAGGAGGCUGCACACCUUGUACCACGGGCUCUUUUGCAGCAUAUUCCACUGUGGCCCUCCACAUGUCUUGGCUGUAGUGUGCAAAACACGAUUUUCUUCCACUCGUCGUUUCCGCAGCUGUCAUUUGGAUUUGAGUCCAAGUGCGAGACGAGCGUGUCUGAACUGAGCUCAGUUCCACCUGCAGGAGUUUGACAAGACCGUCCGAUGCAGGGCGUCAGUUCACUCAGCAUUACCUGGAUGGUUGCAUCCUUGUCUAAUGGUUUUGAUUACAGAAAA